AUGGCCGAUCCAGAUGUGCCCACACCAUUUGAGGUGAUCAAGGACCGCUUCUCAAAACAUAGCGACUUCAAAGUGCUCAGCCAUUGUCUCGGCAUCACGACCAUCAACAUGGGCUAUAGCGAAGACCCAGAGAUCUCUCGCAUCCGCAACAUCGCAGAGCAGCUGGCCCGGCAUACGGUCGUGAUCUGUCUUGACACGGAGCACUGGACCCUGAAUAGUGACGAGAUGACAGAGAUUGGAAUUGUCGUCCUACAUUCUCAAGAUGUGGCUCCGGUCUCGCGCGCAGGAGAAUUCGGUGACCACGGCUUCAACAUCUUGGAGCAGGCCAACUUCCACUUCUUGCGCCUGAAGGAGAAGACGCAUCUACCCACAUCCAACGUUAAGUCGCGAGGCCCCGACGGCAACUCGUUCGGCUACGCCCGCUUCGUCACAUUCGCUGAGGCUCGUUCCAUCCUCUGGGAUCUUAUGGUUCAGCCCAUCGACCAUGUACCAUCACUACAUGGGUACAACCGGCCUAUUGUCCUAAUGGGCCACUCUGUCGGCCACGAUCGAGAGCACCUCAACGGAAAAGAUUUGGGUUUCGAUAUAGACUCUCCCGGUACUGUCGCUCGUGUCAUUGAUACGCAGCAGAUCACCUUGGAUAGCAAGCACUGGUUUGGCUGCAAGGAUCCAAUCGGCCUGAGGACACUGGUUCAGAAGUUGGAGUUCCAUCAUACCAACUCGCACACAGCCGCGAACGAUGCGGCCCGUACUUUCAUAUCUGGAGUGCUGAUGGUCCUGCCAAAGAAAGCUCGUCAGAACUGUCGCCGCAACACGCAAAAGGUCGUCUACGACCUCGAGACCAGCAGCCGCGAGAACUUCGUCCCGCUUGGAGGUGUCGCUCUGUAUUGCGGCAUGUGCGGAGAAGACGGCCACAUGGGAGAUCAAGACUGCAUGACGCUCGGAAAGCUACGUCGCACUGGUCCAUGCCCAGAGUGCAUGUCUCGCGGAUUCGACAUCGAGGCCAAGUUCCACAUCGAAGCCCAUUGCCCCAUUAUCCGUGAUGAAGUCGCGGCCGAACGCCUCGCCUGGUACAAGGGCCAGCCGGCGGAGUGGAAGCCCAAGUAUCCCUUCGUCAGCAAUGGUCGCCUGCAAGCCUUCGCUCCGAACUCGCCUACGCCUAUACCCGCCUCUGACGAGGAGAUAGCCACGCGCCGAGCUUAUUACGACAAGCAAAAGGGCUCCAGUGUGUUUGAGGAGCGAUUCGUCUGGAUCGGUCGUUCGUUCCAGAAUUCGCCUCUUGCCGACCAGGGACCGCCUCCUGGACAGAAAGUUCGUAGGCAAUACCCGCCAGUGCCUGCCUUCCCGUCCACUCCUCCGCCUACAAAUGCAAUGCCUAUGCGUCUGGGCGGUCCUUCACUACGUGGAGACUACAUUGAUCGGCGCCCAUACGGCAGCAACAUGGGUAGUCGUGGGUAUACACAGCCCUCGUACCAGGACUAUGCUGUCCAGCCGUAUGCUCCUCACAGCAACUAUGUCAACUUCUCUGGGGAUAGUAGCCCGUAUUACUACCCAGCAUCCCCCUUUUAUCCUGGCUAUGGCAACUUCCGGCCGACUGGUGGUUUCAACAACUACCAGCCUGGUCCUUAUCAGGGUGACUUCAACAACCAGCCCUUUCAUGAUGGUGCAGGCUAUGGAGUCUACCCUGACUCAUACCGACAUGGUCGUGGUAGCAGCCGUGGUCGUGGUAAUGGUCGCGCUCGAGGCGAUGGCCGUGGCAGGGCUGGUUACCAGCAGGGAUAA
Parastagonospora nodorum SN15 is the source of this 1782-nucleotide messenger RNA. RefSeq lists its product as hypothetical. The record is from RefSeq and is a predicted model, not a curated record. NCBI's taxonomy places the organism in Eukaryota, Fungi, Ascomycota, Dothideomycetes, Pleosporales, Phaeosphaeriaceae. Gene Ontology annotation, molecular function: nucleic acid binding. The transcript has a single exon. Gene Ontology annotation, cellular component: nucleus. Bases 1 to 1782 code for a protein of 593 amino acids.